AUGGAGAUAGCGCUGGACAUUCGAGAUAGCAUCGUCAUACCAUCAUUUUCCGUGUUACUGUCUCCACGGAAAAUUAUUCUGGUGAUCACUCUGAUUCCAGAAGAAAUGCUUCUGAUGAUCUCACAGGCCAUUCCAAUCCUCUUCCUACUAGCUCUUACCGCUAAAAGUAGCAGUGGCAUACAAGCAACAAUAGCUCUGCCACUGUUUUCCCCGCUGCAAAGAUUUUCCAAAAGUAUUUUCCGCGUGGGAACUGUCAAGUGA
This is a messenger RNA of Thelazia callipaeda (thelaziosis nematode), 261 nucleotides long. NCBI's taxonomy places the organism in Eukaryota, Metazoa, Nematoda, Chromadorea, Rhabditida, Thelaziidae. The record is from the annotation of a GenBank genome assembly.